CUUAGACAACGCUUCGUCUUUUCUUUCGUAAAGUUUCUCUGAUACUUUUAUUUCCUUCUACUACUGUCUUUUCCUGUUGACUGGAGGAAUUGGUCGCACUGCAAUUAUAUGUGGAUGGAUUGACCAUCAUCGCUCUCUCCGAAUAGCCUCAACCAGAUGCGAACGCGCAAAAAUACCUUAUCAAUCCAAUGAAGCGUCUUGCGACCCAUACAAGUAAUCCUAUCGCUCGAAAUAUACUCCACGAUGUACCCCCAUAUGCCUAGAUUUCUAGGCCCCGAAUCUCACUCCCGAUCGACACUCAGACGGAUUUUUACAUUCGAAGGAACGCGAAAUCCGAAAGUGAUAAUUGGCAUACUCCUCGCCAUAAUAUUCAUGCUCUCAUUUGGUGGAUUUCUCAUGGAGAUGCCAGCUGUACGGCUAUACGAGGAUAUACUAUGCCAUCAUUACUACAAUGGAUUGGAAGGAGAAGCACAUAUCGGGUUUGACGAACCAAUUGAUGAGGAGAUGUGUAAAGGGAAUGCGGUUCAGAAUGAGUUGAACUUUCUUUUUGGGACGUUGCAUUUUAUCUCGCCGAUUCCGAGGUUGUUGACGACGAUUCCAUAUGGGGCGUUGGCGGAUAGGUAUGAUAUAAAUAUCCGCUAUGGUUGGUGGGAUUUUGCUCAAGCUGAUUAAUUUCAUAUAGAAUUGGAAGAAAACCUGUCUUCAUCCUCGCCAUUGUUGGUUUCAUUCUUUCGGGUCUAUGUGAUAUUUUGAUUGUAUCCCUUUGGAAAGUCUUGCCUUUGCGUUUAAUUUGGCUUUCUCCUCUAUUUACCUUUAUUGGAGGAGGAGAAGCGGUAGCAGCAAUGAUUGUAUGGCAUUCACAAUCUUAUCCUGAAUUCUGAAUCAUAUACAAAUGCUGACAUGGUCAUUUGUUAGUUUUAUGCUAUUGCUUGCGAUAUAACCACAGAGACCGCCAGGUUUGUAAGCCAAACUCUUGUCAGGAGAACACCUACUAAUCUAACCCAGAGCCAAUGUAUUUUUACUCGGAGGUUGUGGAGCUCUCGCUUCUACCCUCGUAGCGCCAACGGUCGCAAGUUUCCUCAUGGCUGUAUCACCAAUGCUUCCAUUGUUUGUAGGACUCGCAACGAUGAUAUGCGGUGCUUCCAUUACAUUCUUCAUGCCAGAAACCUUACACCUUCGACUUUCGGCAACCACAGGACAACUCGCAAAAUCUUUGCCGCCAGAACAAUCUGAUGUUCACAGGAAGCCAAAACCAAAAUUCAGGCAAUCGACAUCAUUUAUGAGCCUCAAGUCUAAUAUUACAGAUUUCUUGGGCAGGGCCUAUGAAGCUAUCAAAGUUAUUAGCUCUGUUCGUAUGCAGGUUCUUCUUGUCACAUUCAUUGCCUUACCUUUUUGUAAUCAAUCCGUUGGGUUAUCAAUUCGAUAUGUGUCGAAUCGCUUCUCUUGGAAACUACGAGAGACCAUGCUUCUCUUAUCCAUGCGUGCUUUAGUAAACAUCAUCAUAUUAAUGGCACUCGUCCCUCUUAUUUCGAAACUCCUCACCAAGAAGUUCGGCUUCACCUCCCAGGAAAAGGAUCUUCUCCUUGUCCGGUUCUCGAUCAUCAUGUUCAUCAUCGGCUCUCUCGUCAUUGCCGCAAGUCCCACGAUCGGGCUCACGAUUGCUGGGAUGAUUAUUUGGACCGUUGGGACAGGAUUUGAUUCCUUCAUACGCUCUUUGAUAACGGCAUUGGUGGAUAAAGAGCAUAUUGCACGUCUCUAUUCGAUCAUUACUGUAGUUGAAACCUUAGGUGCUUUAGUAGCUGGUCCCUCGCUUAACUACUCUUACUCUGUGGGACUUGAGAAAGGCGAUGGCUGGAGUGGCUUGCCAUUUUACUUUCUGGCUCUUGUGUGUCUUUUUGCUAGUUUCGGAGUUUGGUCGUAUGGGUGGUACGGGUCGAAUGGGAGCUUUGGGAGGCAGAAUUUCGAUUAUGAGCCUGUGCCAUUUGGCGAGGAGUAUUUGGGUGAUCUUGAGGAAGUUGAGGGGCUUGGGGAAGACCGUAUUAUGCUGGAGUCUGUGUUGGAAAGGGAGUGGGAUCGAAGCCAUGUCAGGAUAUAA
Molecule: messenger RNA, 2095 nt
Organism: Hymenoscyphus albidus
Lineage: Eukaryota; Fungi; Ascomycota; Leotiomycetes; Helotiales; Helotiaceae
Source: the annotation of a GenBank genome assembly